Messenger RNA from Beta vulgaris subsp. vulgaris (sugar beet), 1801 nucleotides. RefSeq names its product probable disease resistance protein At5g63020. The record is from RefSeq and is a predicted model, not a curated record. NCBI's taxonomy places the organism in Eukaryota, Viridiplantae, Streptophyta, Magnoliopsida, Caryophyllales, Amaranthaceae. The transcript is spliced from 2 exons. Gene Ontology annotation, molecular function: ADP binding. Bases 159 to 1340 code for a protein of 393 amino acids.
ACAAAAGAGUCCCUCAAAAAAGAAGUUGAAAAUCUUCGUAUAAAUACCCACAAGAUUCAGGAGGUGAAAUCACAAAUUAAACCAAGCAAGAAAGAAGAAGAGGAAAAACAUUUUUGAAAGCUCAAGUUUCACAGUCGACUUUGCCGCAUAAAUUCAAGAUGCUGAAUUUAAUACAGGUAAUGGAGGUCAUCACCAUGUUUUUGGAAUUUGUGGGUCUGUUGGCCUUGUUACUUAGGGGACAUUGCCUUGCUGAGAGGAAGAGAGUUCUCCAGGGUAAACUUGAGUACUUGAAAGCCAGAAUGCAGGACAUAAGAGAUGUCUGUAGUACUCGAAUUCGGCGAGGCAAGAAGCAAAAGCUAGAUAAUGACCAGUUGGACUGGAUGGAUGAAGCCAGGGAACUAGUAAAGAAAGCUGAAUUUGUGUUAGGACGGCAUCAUGUUGGAGGAUGGAGGGGAUUUUUGAUGGGUGUGAAGACAUGGGAUGUUGAAAAAUUGGUUGAUGCUUUUGAAAUCCAUGACAACAAGGGUGAUGAGCUUUUCGGACUGACCAUGUCUAAUGCACGAGUCCUACAUCGUGGCUAUUAUAUACCAGUGAAAGCGUUAGUUGGAGAAGUUGCUUCAAGUACUUUGAAUCAACUCGAGCUUUUAUUACAAGAUGAUAAUGUUGGAAGGAUUGCUAUUCAUGGGGUAGAAGGAGUUGGUAAAACCUUUUUGAUGAAGCACCUGCACAACAGUGCAGUGAAGUGGGAUGAGAAAUUUGAGCAUGUUUUCUGGGUCACUUUCUCAUAUCAGUUCACUAUCGAGCAUGUACAGGAUGUAGUUGCUGCAGUUGUGAAUUGUCAUUUCACUAGUGAUGAUGACUUGAAUAUAAGGGCAAGUGAACUCUCGAAUACACUUGCGGGUCUAGGUAGUUUUGCACUUUUCUUAGAUGGUGUACCGGGGGCUGAAUUUUCUUUGGACCAGGUAGGAAUUUGUGUCCCUGCAGAAGGGAGCAAAUGCAAGGUAGUUUUAACUACUGUAUCUAACUUGGAAUGUAGAUUGCUGGAUCUUUUUGAUGCUGUCAAAGUUGAUCCUCUUACUAAGGAAGAAGGAUACCUGUUGUUCAUGCGUGAAGCAAAUAUUGAUGAAGCAUUUGGUUCUUCCCUUGAUGGCAUUUCUAACUCACUUGCUGAUAUGUGUUCUGGACUGCCACGUACAAUUGUGAACAUAGCUACUCACAUGUGUGGCAUAGAUGACUCAUGUGAAUGGAGAAAUGCACUAUAUGAAUUUGGACGUCUGGGGAUGAGAAACAAAUUACUUCCCAUUGAAGAUGUAACUUAUGAUUCAUCAACUCUUGUGUGAUCGUAAAAAAACUAAAGAUGAAUGUGGUACCUUCUUCUGAAACCUUCCAGAUUUUUUCGGAUUAGGUUGACAAGGAACUGAGUAUAGUAGUAUUUGGGUCAAUGUAGAGGGAAAUCGACUAACACGUUGAUCAGGGUCCUUAGUUGUGUCAUGUACCAGGAUCCAGGUUUAAUGAUUGAAAGAAUUGGUUAUGAAUGGUAUCCUUUCUAGCUGAUGAUUUCAUUCAAUCAGAAAGAGAAGCAGAGUUAAAAAGAGCUUGAUCUCCGGACCUUCUUAUAUAUAUCUUCAAUGAUUUUACCACAGGAAGUGAAGUGAUUUCCAUGAGCGUGACAGGAAGAUGGAUUCGGGAUUCAAGUAUAUAACUUCAUGAGGCUUUUUGUAGUGGAUGGGUGGGGGCUCUACAUGUGAAAAAUCGAUAAUAAUAUGUAUCUAUGUAUAUAUAUAAUCAAGUUUAUCCUUUA